Coffea eugenioides is the source of this 1146-nucleotide messenger RNA. Its product is annotated as thioredoxin H9. Lineage: Eukaryota; Viridiplantae; Streptophyta; Magnoliopsida; Gentianales; Rubiaceae. The record is from RefSeq and is a predicted model, not a curated record. Bases 428 to 847 code for a protein of 139 amino acids. The transcript is spliced from 4 exons.
GAAAGAUGGUUUUCGCAAUUUGUUACCAAUCACUCCAAAAUGAGGGAUUGGAUUAAAUAAACUCUCUCUCUCUCUCUCUCUGUAUUUGAGUAUUUCCAAUUUCUGCAGUUAUCCAAAAAUCGCUUUACCAAAUACUCCUUUCAGAUCAUCACUCUCUUCUGCUUCCUUCGUCGCCUCCUCCUCCUGCUUUUACAAUCCAACCGUAAAAUCUUGUACACGCAAACCCCCUCCCCGGCGGAAACAAAAACAAAAUUUUGGGGUUCCGUCUAAUAAUUAAUAACAACGACAACAACAAUCCCUAAUCCCAGCUCAUUUCGAUUCCCAUUGCCGUAGCAGAUUUGUUUCAGAUUUCUGGGGUGGACUGGAUUCUCUUCAUUUCAUUUGCUCCCCUUCACGAGAAUUAUCCCACUUGGCCGUCGAGUAUCAAAUGGGCAGUUGCUUGGCUAAGCCAAAGAAUGAUGGAGAUGAAUCUGUCCACAAUGCUGAAUUCGUGGGUGGAAAUGUGCACCUGAUUACUACAAAAGAAAGCUGGGAUCAGAAACUAACAGAAGCAAAGAGGGAUGGCAAAAUCGUUAUUGCAAAUUUUAGUGCUUCCUGGUGCGGCCCUUGUAGAAUGGUUGCACCAUUCUACUGUGAGCUAUCGGAGAAAUAUCCAGCUUUGAUGUUCCUAACGAUUGAUGUUGACGAACUAACGGAAUUUAGCGCAUCCUGGGAUAUCAAAGCAACACCAACCUUCUUCUUUCUAAAAGAUGGACAGCAGAUUGACAAACUUGUGGGUGCCAACAAGCCAGAGCUGCAGAAGAAGAUAAUCUCCAUAGUAGAUUCAGAGACUACGCUGCAGAAGUAGUUAUUGCACUGGCACACGUAUAAUAAGUCUUGUCAAUAUGCAAGUAGUAGUUGUAUAUUCGGUUGAUAUUGUUGUGAGUUGCGAGACUCGGGCCUGCACCCGACCCUGUGAUUUUGUCGAUUCGAUUGUCUUAAUUUCUUUUUUUAAUUGUUUCCCCUGGGGCUGGGAGACUGGUUUUGGUCGUCGCAGGAUAUUUUUUGACAAGGUGAAAGGGUCGUUUUCUGAAUUGGCAUACAUUACGCGCGGCGUGGGUGUAAACGAAGAAAUAAUCUGAUGAAGUUGUAGAAUAAUAUAAAAUA